AUGACGACGCACUUCACCACGACGGCGGCUCGCAGGGAUCAUAAUAGCCGAAGCGCGGUGACGAGGGCGAGCGGAGGGAGGCCAAGGUGUAUCACCCUACGUGGGACGUGUCCGCGGUGCACGUUUUACCUCAACGCUGCAGUCUUUUAACGAAGUGUUGGCAGCGGAAAGUAUCGCCAGUCCUUAAUCCACCGUUUACCAGCGGUACAAUCAGAAUGAGCCUGGAUAAAGCACAGCUAUGUGACUCUUUAUUAACCUGGCUAAAGACGUUUCAGGUGCCCUCAUGCACCAGCAAGCAUGACCUCACAAGUGGAGUGGCCAUUGCGCAUGUUCUACAUAGAAUAGACCCCUCCUGGUUUAAUGAGACAUGGCUGGGCAGGAUCAAAGAGGAGACCGGGGCCAACUGGCGCCUCAAGGUCAGCAACUUGAAGAAGAUUCUUCAGAGCAUGCUGGAGUAUUACCAUGAUGUGCUUGGUCACCAGGUAUCAGAUGAGCACCUGCCAGAUGUCAACCUGAUAGGAGAGGUGGGAGAUGUGACAGAGCUUGGCAAACUGGUGCAGCUGGUGCUGGGCUGUGCUGUCAGCUGUGAAAAGAAGCAAGAGCAAAUCCAGCAGAUAAUGACUCUGGAGGAGUCUGUCCAGCAUGUUGUCAUGACUGCCAUCCAGGAGCUCCUACCCAAAGAGCCGCUCUCAGAACCAGGGAGCCCAGAGACCUAUGGGGACUUUGACUAUCAGUCGAGGAAGUAUUAUUUCCUAAGCGAGGAGGUGGACGUGAAGGAGGACCUUAGCCAGCGCUGUCGAGACCUGGAGCACCAGCUGUCAGUGGUCCUGGAGGAGAAGUCGACCAUACUGGCGGAGACACGCUCCCUGAAGGAGAGGCUGAGUCGCUGUGAUUCGCAGGACGCCACUGCCAUCACUGGCAAGAAGCUGUUGCUCCUCCAGAGCCAGAUGGAGCAGCUGCAGGAGGAGAACUACAGGCUGGAGAACAGCAGAGACGACAUGCGCAUGCGAGCAGACAUCCUGGAAGGCGAGGUCGUCGAACUACAGCACCGUAAUGAGGAGCUGACCAGCCUGGCCCGAGAAGCACAGAAUCUCAAAGACGAGAUGGACAUUCUGCGGCACUCCUCUGACCGAGUAAGCCGGCUCGAAGCGCUGGUGGAAACGUACAAGCGGAAGCUGGAGAACCUGGGAGACUUGCGCAGACAAGUGCGCCUCCUGGAGGAACGCAACACGGUGUACAUGCAGCGCACCUGCGAGCUGGAGGAUGAGCUCCGCAGGGCCAACGUUGUGCGCACUCAGCUGGACACCUACAAGAGACAAGUUCACGAGCUUCACCAAAAGCACUCGACCGAGGCCAUAAAAGCUGAGAAGUGGCAGUUCGAAUAUAGCAACAUUCAUGACAAGUACGACACGCUGCUGAAGGAGAAAGAACGUCUCAUCUCAGAAAGGGACACACUCAGGGAGACCAAUGAUGAGCUGAGAUGUGCACAAGUCCACCAGCACGGUCUGACUGAAGCAGGAAACAUGUAUGACAACUCUGGCACAGUAGGAAGCCUAGCCGCAGAGAUCAUGCCCGCUGAGUUCAAGGAGACAGUCGUACGUCUACAGAGCGAAAACAAGAUGCUGUGUGUCCAGGAGGAGAGCUACAGACAGAAACUAGUAGAGGUACAGGCUCAGCUGGAGAAGGCACAGCGCAGCAAGAAUGCGCUGGAAACACAAAAUAGGUUAAACCAGCAGCAGAUCUCCGAGCUGCGUUCCCAGGUCGAGGAGCUCCAGAAAGCUCUGCAGGAACAGGGCAGCAAGACCGAAGACUCUUCGUUACUGAAGAAAAAGCUGGAGGAACACUUGGAAAAGCUCCACGAGGCACAUUCAGAUCUGCAGAAGAAGAGAGAGGUCAUUGAUGACCUAGAACCCAAAGCAGACAACAACAUGGCAAAGAAGAUAGAUGAACUCCAGGAGAUCCUAAGGAAGAAAGAUGAGGAUAUGAAGCAGAUGGAGGAACGAUACAAGCGCUAUGUUGAGAAGGCGAGGACGGUGGUCAAAACCCUGAACCCCAAGCAGCAGCCUCUGGCUCCUGAUGUUCAGGCCCUUAAAAAUCAACUUACGGAGAGGGAGAGGAAAAUCCAGCACUUGGAGCAUGACUUUGAGAAGAGCAGGGUCAGACAUGACCAGGAGGAGAAACUCAUCAUUAGUGCAUGGUACAACAUGGGAAUGGCCCUACAUCAGAAAGUGACUGGUGAAAGGCUGAGCCAGUCUGGCCAAGCCAUGUCUUUUCUGGCCCAGCAGAGGCAGUCCACCAACGCCAGGAGAGGCCUCACACGACACCAGCCCAGAUAAAGCUCUUACGUUGGGGGACAUCAGCUGGGAGGAUGGUAGGCGGUGGGAGAGGAGACGAUGCGGUGACCUCGAUUAGUACUGAACUUCCAAAAUGUUUGCCUUAAUGCCUCUACUGGAAGCACCCCCCCACCCCUUGAAAUCUUUCUCGUGUCGCUGCUUCCUCCUGCUGGCUCUUCAUAGCAUGACAAGCUUUCUGUGGCGUCCCAGAGGGAAAAACUGUUCUGCUGUCCUGUGCAAUGCUUGCCACAGUCCAGUCACUGGAGAAGAGAUGCUGUACUCCUCCUGUUUUAAUAGAGGUUCCUCAUUAUGAUUUAGUAACUUGUACACAUUUUCUCCGACUUUUGGGUUUGCUCUGUUUUUAGUAUGUUUUUAGUUCUUUUACUUUGUAGAACGGGAAUAUUUUUACCCGGGUUUUGCAAAGGCUUAAGUAAAAUGGAGAAGGAAAAGCAGGCGUUAUGGUGGGCAUUUGUCACCCCCCCCUCCCAACCCUGCAGAAGACCAUUGCCCGUGACUGAUUUUUAUAGUCCAUUUUAUAGUUAUGGUCCAUCCAUAGUUAUCAAUCAGCCAUGAUGUGGACCAUUUUAUAGCCUUAGCGAUGACGUAAGAUGAGCCUCGUGAUUUGGCCAGUGACACUUUGAGAUGUGAGUGGUGAGGGAGAUGUCACGUAGCUACGCAAGAUGACUCGGUACCUCUGUAAUGAAGACUGAAGAGAGAUUCUCGUAUUCGGUCAAUGGCAGAGCUCAGUUUUGUGAAUUUGUUUGGAAUUUUCUUUUAAGCUUUUUUUUUUUUGUUUUGUGUUUUUGUUUUUUGUUCUGUGUUUGACUAAUUUUUUGUGUUGAACUUUAAGAUAUGAAGGAACUUUAUUACAAAAUUGUGUGUGUGUGUGUGUGUGUGUGUGUGUGUGUAGUGGCUUAAACCUUGAUUGUAUAUUUUUGAUUAUGUCAGUCUCACUUAUAACUCUUAAUUUUAAUGAAGAAAAAUGGAUCGGGUUGAACACAACAUACACCAAAGCACUUUUUCCCCCUGAUGGUGGUAUUGCUCAGUGCCUCACAAAAAGACCUCAAAAUAUCCCGUCAGUGUAUAAGAACGACACUUAACCCUCAACAGCAUCCUCUUCACAAAGCUGCAGUCUUGCAUUUAAGUGUGUUGGCUUGAAUCUCCCACCAGUUUCUCAUGAACUGACACUGGGCCAUCCCGACAUGGCAAUAUUUAACAAUGUUUUUGUUUGGUUUUUUUUAGCCAAGUUUUAAUUAGAUAUUGCACUUGCCUUUGACAUUUUUUUAUCUCCUUUCUAAUCCCAUUUUUGACGAUUGAAACAGGACGUUUGCUAGUUGUGUGUAUGACCUAACUUGCACAUUUUUGAUUUUGUGAUUUGAAUGCAAGUAUGAGGUACAGGCCUGUAAUUUGGCCUUCCAAAACGAGUACUAAUUAGCUCGCUUAUACGUGAAAAUUAUUUCCACAAAUGGGUCCCUAAUGACAUAACUUCACAGCAGUGGGAAUCUAGCUAAUGGCGCCAGUUGUUUUGCUGCUGCCGAACCUACAUUCAAAAUCCGACUGAACUGGAAGGAAAUGUAUUCAUGAACUCACUGGAAUUCACUCAAGGGCUUUUUUUUUUAAUAAUAAUAUAUAUAUAUAUAUAUAUAUAUAUAUAUAUAUAUAUAUAUAUAUAUAUAUAUAUAUAUAUAUAUUGAGCCUGAAUAUGCACGAAUACAGCAUUUACCUGAACUCAAUACCUGAUGCAAAUUUUUGGUUAAAUCUGCAAUAUAGACAGCACCUUAUAAAACACUACAUUUGCCACAUUUUACUACCUGCUAACUUUUUAUGUCGACAAAGGUACCACCCUGUAGUAAGUCUCCCAUCUGCUCUAUAUCAGAGCUGUCUGUGACUUGUACUUUACUUCUGUGAAUGUUUGCGUUAUGAUCUACACCGGAAUGAAAACCUACCAUUUGUACACUUUGCUGUUUUGUUUUUUAAGUCUGUGUUUCAUUAUUUGUGCCCAUUAUAUGGUGUUAAUUAAAUGUCCACUACACAUUCGCAUGGCUUGAAAUGGGGUUUUAUUUUUACUAUCCACGUCUACAUGGUUGUGGCAUCAUUGUUGUCUUGUGGAUCAUGGCUUACUUUAUGAAGGGGUUUUAGAACAAGUUAUAGACUUGUAAUCCUGUCUGUUUUUUUGUUUUUUUUCCGUGUCAAAUUAAA
Molecule: messenger RNA, 4532 nt
Organism: Lampris incognitus (smalleye Pacific opah)
Lineage: Eukaryota; Metazoa; Chordata; Actinopteri; Lampriformes; Lampridae
Product: protein Hook homolog 2-like
Exons: 22
Coding region: 216-2336 (706 amino acids)
Biological process (GO): cytoskeleton-dependent intracellular transport; cytoplasmic microtubule organization
Cellular component (GO): cytoplasm; centrosome
Molecular function (GO): dynein light intermediate chain binding; microtubule binding
Source: RefSeq, a predicted model, not a curated record